AUGAAUUAUCUGAGCAGUAGUGCUGCAUUUCUAUUCUAUUUUAUCUACUUUUCGUCUUCCAACGAAGCGUUCAAGAUAGAAAAUGAAAUAUUCGACUACGCCGACCCCAGUAAAUGUAAAGCCAACGAGUAUUUCGACGCGGCCACGCUGUCAUGUGCGGAGUGCGAUUUUACGAGGAAUCUCGUCCCCUCGGAUGAUCGUCGGAAGUGCGUCUGUAAUAAAGACAGCAAAGAAACCGGCUGGGAGAAUGGCCUCCCGAUUUGUGUGCCCUGCGGUCAUGACGAAGUCGUCACGACAAGUGGUACAGACUGUAUUCCGUGUAAGAAGGAAAAUAAUCGGACUUCCUGUACAUGUCUGCCCAAUGAAAUAAAAGUGGAGAGGAACAUAUCCGGGGAGCUCCUAGACUUCGUGCAGUGUCUUCCAUGCUCGGAGAAUUUUUAUCCAGCAUCCGAUGCGACUAAGUGUCUACCGUGCCAAGGUGUAAAAGGCCACGUAAAUUGUGCCUGUCCUCUAGUGUCUCACGUUAGGAUACAAAAUUACUGUCUUCACAAAAGUGGCCUCGGGGAGUGGCCCGAUACCAGAAGCACAUAUUUAGUCAAGUUCAAGAGUCAAACCGUCGACAGUUAUUACUUAAGAACGGAGUUACGCUUGACGAUGUACCUCUGCAAGAAUGGAGACACGAUAGCCUGCGAGCGUCUGUCCAACAUGUGCGCUCUGACUUUGUUCUCCGAGGGAGUGGCAUGUAAAUUAUUUACAGACAAAUCUCUAAAAGACUCUCCGGUGUGGUUAUUCUACAGAGAGGGCGACGCUUUUGCCGUGUUAAACCGCAAAAAGAUAUCGCAAAGUUACAGUCUCGGAAGAAACGACGAAAACAGCAAGUUGAAUUUAACAGUAGCCAGGUUCUCCUUGGAAGGCGAGAUUAAGUCAGUAGAUGUCCCUGAAUUAUUUUGCCACUGGCUGAGAGACAUCAGGUUCGGGGUUAACGUUAACAGACGUUGCAAAUUGUCCGCCAAGGCUCUGUUAAAUUCACCAACGGAAUUCUUCUCCCCGUACCUUGCGUACAACGAGAAGGGCAAGCUUUUGCUCUACACCUUGCCAGUGUUAAUUAAAAAUUUAAAUUUCAUGCGGAAUGAAAAUGACUUUACACAGUGGCAGCUGGUCCGGAGAUUUUUUUUAGUCGACAGCGUGACUGGUUUUAAAGCCCUGCCAAAUUCUAUCGGGGAUUCUUACAAGAGAGAAUCGGAAAUAUCCGUCCUUCGCUACCUCAAGUCCCUCAGUGUUCUGAUCAAGGUACAAGACAGGGAGGAGCGAGGAAAAAUAUUUCCUCCCCAGCUCGUCUUGGAGUACAGUGAAUUGACCAGGCAAGAGAUUCUCGACAACGUGGAGGUCAUUUUAGACUAUAAAGUCACUUACGACUUAACGGACAGCGAUAUGGACAGUGCUGUUGAGGUAACCAUAGGGAUUUUAUCGGGCUUUGCCGUGGCCUUUUCCGCAAUAAAGGCCUGGGGCUAUUGCCGGCGAAAUUACAACGGCGUUCCUAACGCCCUGGUCUUCCUUUGGUUUUUAAUCUAUUGCCUGGGAACUGUGGGAAACGUUCUCAUUUUAGUAUCGCUCAGUGCGAGCAUUUACACCUUCGUUUUUUACAAAGGCCAAACGGUUCUACAUAUCCUACUCCCUAACGAUAGCACCGAGACUAAUAUUCGAGUCUGUACGAUAAUAGGGUUCUGCUUCAAAACCGUAGAAGUAGCGGCGCUUAUAUUUCGAUUAAGAAGCGUAAGCAUUUUUUUCAUCGACUGGGAACAGCCCAGGACGAUUCAAGUGCAAUCGCAGUAUGACUCGCCUCAUACUUCCCUAAGAAAACUGUACACGAAUCGGUUUACCCCGGACACAAUGCACAGACCUUUGAAAAAAUCUUCAGAGAUCCUAGCAGCCAAAAGAAGCAAAACUCCUUCCAAAUCCAGUAGAGAGAACAGUCCUAGACGUAGUGCCAUUUUGUUAACGCGUGCCAAGCAUGAGGAGGAUUUGUUAACAAAUUCCUCGGCUACGAAUUCUUCCGUGGGUACUCCUGACGAUCACGAUCAGUCCCAGAAUGUUCCCGUGAGCAUUUGGAGGACAUACUUUGUAGCAAAAGCCUGGUUAGAAAUCCAGACUAAAAGGAGAGUCAAUAUGUACGUCCAGGGGAUUCUUACACUUAUUCUUUUGGAAGUCGUCGGAUUAAAGUUCUGGGCCUUGGCAGUGCCAGAAUUGAUUACGGAGAAUGAGGGAGAUUACUUUGAAACGAAGCAGAAUUUUACAUUAAGACAUGCCAUCGGAGGAUCAACGUACAUAUCGAUUUACAUUACGCAAUGGUUAAUAAUUGUAGUAUUUUAUGAGCGAUUUAUAAAGAAUCGGAUAUCAGAUUUCAUAGAUAUUUGUUCGGUAGCAAAUAUCAGUGUCUUCAUUCUAGCCCUCGACUAUUAUGGAUUUUACAUACAUGGACGAUCGGUCCAUGGAUUUGCGGACACUGACCUUGCUACGUUAAUAAACAAUCUCAAAAAGGAAGAACAGAAUCUAUGUGCACACAGAGGAUUAAUUCCAGGGACUACAGAGCAAACUUUUAUAAUGUCUGUAUCGAGAACGUUUCGAGAGUUUUAUAAUAAGAUUUUAAAUAUGCAGGCUACUAAUAAUGAAAAAAUGUUUAGGAGGCAUUUUUCUGAUACAAUAAAUUCCGAUAGAAGCGUACAAGGUCACAACAAGAUGAGACGAUUUUUAACUAACUUCUUGGACCAUUGUUUCAAAGAUCUGGAUUACGUUACCAAAGAACGGCAGUUUCUAGAAAAGUUGUGCGGCAUCGAGUUUACGGAUACUUCGGACAAGUCUGUCUUUUACAUAGAUAACAACCAUUCAUUUGAUCAUGUUAUUUUUUAUGGCAACGAGUGGACAUUGGCAUCAUUCGAGCUAACAAUAUUCUUGUUUAUCGAACUUUUAUGGGGUAACUACAUUCUUGCAGUUAUUAUUACCGUCAUACUCUCGCAAGUGUUAAUUAUGUGCACUAAAUUUCAUGAUAGACAAAAUGUAGCUAAAAAAACAUUAAUCGACGAAAGACUUCUAAUGUAGAUAUUUUGAUGCCAUUGUAAAAUCUAUAUAACAUA
This is a messenger RNA of Orussus abietinus, 3131 nucleotides long. RefSeq names its product meckelin. NCBI's taxonomy places the organism in Eukaryota, Metazoa, Arthropoda, Insecta, Hymenoptera, Orussidae. The transcript is spliced from 13 exons. The record is from RefSeq and is a predicted model, not a curated record. Gene Ontology annotation, cellular component: MKS complex; ciliary transition zone. Bases 1 to 3096 code for a protein of 1031 amino acids. Gene Ontology annotation, biological process: cilium assembly.